This is a messenger RNA of Porites evermanni, 1142 nucleotides long. The record is from the annotation of a GenBank genome assembly. Lineage: Eukaryota; Metazoa; Cnidaria; Anthozoa; Scleractinia; Poritidae.
AUGGGCCACAAGUUGCAGUUCCCUACCAUACUCACCUACCGCUAUACAUGUGAUGUUCGGGUCAUUCGCUUGCUGAGACAACGAGGCCUAGGUAAUAGUGCCACCCAACUACAGAGAAAGCUAACAGAACAGCACAGUGAAAGAUGGCUUGUACGUACGAUCAAGUACCUGAAUGAUUGCAAACACUUCAGGGAUGCUUCUUAUAUUAGGCUUUAAUUCCUUGCCCCAAAUUUGAAGAUCCGCCUGAGUACAUUCCCCUGCUGUCAUAGAAGUGGUUCCUCACUGCUUAUGUCCAAGAUAUUCUGCCACACAUUGAGGAAAUUAAAUCUGGAAUCACAUCCACUUUUGGGAUAAUAAUUAAAAUGGAUUCCACCAAGAAGAUUGUUAAAAAGCUGGCAGGACACAGCACUGGGACAGCAGCCUGGGCCACAAAUGUUGCAAAUGAGAGAGGACGGAUACUGAUGAGUGUCCCUACUGCUAGUGACGGAGUGGGACUACAAUCAAUGACAGCAGGCCUCAUGAAGAGAUACUUGGAUGCGGGUGUACCCCUACCUAAAGUUCUCUAUGUUGAUUGUGACUGCUGUGGAAGUGGUGCAGUGAAGACAAAAGAUCUCUUCUCCCACUGGUCAGAGAUGGUGAUAUCUCUCAACAUAUGGCACUUUAUGCGACACACUGCUGUUGGUUGCACUACAGAGUCCCAUCCAAUGUAUGCCAUGUUCCUGGCCCGUCUUUCCCAGUGUAUCUUUGAGCAGAGCCAGGAAGGCCUACAGCUCUUAAAACAUGCUAAACACUGUGAACUAGCGAGGAGUGGAGUGAAAGAUCCAAGUGACGAGGAUGUAAUCAAACAUAACAGCAAGAAAGGGCUUGCCACCCACUGCCGCAGAAAAACCCCUGGUAUAAAAGACACAAAUCAGCUUAUCCAUGACUUACUUCAUACAUUUCAAGGUGAGCAAGGAUGUGACACUCUCGGAGUACCACUUUUGGAUGCUGACCGAAUUUGGGAUAUCUGGGAAUCUCAGAAAAAGCACAUUACAUGUAUCCAGGAUCCUGAUGAAGUACAGCUAUAUACAAAAACAGGAGUUGUCACAAAGGGAGGUGUUGAGCUACCUGUAUACAGAUGUGCCCACGGAUCAACUGCACUG